Messenger RNA from Talaromyces amestolkiae, 3816 nucleotides. RefSeq lists its product as uncharacterized. Gene Ontology annotation, cellular component: nucleus. Gene Ontology annotation, molecular function: RNA binding; protein binding. Lineage: Eukaryota; Fungi; Ascomycota; Eurotiomycetes; Eurotiales; Trichocomaceae. Bases 1 to 3816 code for a protein of 1271 amino acids. The record is from RefSeq and is a predicted model, not a curated record. Gene Ontology annotation, biological process: mRNA processing. The transcript is spliced from 4 exons.
AUGGAUAUUAAUUCGCUACUUGCACCACAAGACUCGGCUGCGCAGUCGCGCCAGUCAAACGGUCAAGCACGCUCUAACAACAAGGGCAAUGCCUCGACAACCUCGGGCCAGGCGUCGAGUACAUCGCCACAAAAACCACGAAGAGGUCGCGCCGCAGGCUCGAAAUAUAGCUCUGGUCCAUCGCCAGUCGCCCGACAAGCUCUAAAAUCUCGUCUGCCCGAGCGAGCUACUGCAUCCAACCCACCUGGAAACUCCACUAGCCAAGGAAAUUCGUCUGGAAAAGGCAAUGGAUCGAUGACGGCUCUAGCAGAAGCAGCAGCGCUUCAAGGUCAAAGUCAGCCUCAAAGCCAAAACCAUCCCCCUCACAAUCAAAAAGGUAAUCAAGGUGUCUAUUCGAACAUGUCCAUCUCGCCCAUCUAUCCCAAUCCGAAACCAGUCAAACUUGUGCAGAAUCCGCCACGUGCUCCAGAACCUCGAGAAUUUGUGAAACGUAACUUUUCUCAAUCUUCCUUGCACCCAGAGGCCCAGCAACAGGCCAAUCAGUUGUCAAGUCAUAUUCAAGCAAACCCUCAUUCCUACGAGUCGCAUGUUCAGUUCAUUCAGCUUCUUCAUACUGGGUUCGUGAAUCAUGUUUAUCCGCCACAUGAUCCUGACGCUCACGGCGAUCCAAGAGCCUACGAUUUGUUGAAAGAUUUGCGCAGCGCUCGAGAGGACAUGGAUAAGCUCUUUGCAAUGGGGGAAGACUUGUGGGUGGAGUGGAUUCAAGACGAGACCAUGGUGGCACAGACAGUUGAUGAGAGGAUAGCUGUCAUGGAACUUUGUCGACGGGCGGUUGAGGAAGAGUAUGGAAGUACGAAGCUUUGGACGAUGUUUGGAGAGUGGAUGCUUUAUCUCUACAACUCCGCAAACGGGCAGGCGGGUCAAAAUCAGUGGAGCGAAGAGGAUCGAUUAGUCGGUCGGGAAGUGUUUAGCUGGCCAUCCGUCUUUGAAAUAUGGCAAAGGGCAGCUGAUGCUACAAGAUGGCGCAUUCAUGAUAGCCAUCUUGUCUGGUCAAAGUUUCUUGAGCUCUGCAUCCAGGACUUUUCACAUUCCCAAACCAACGAAAAGGCGACCCAGGUCCGAAACACUUUUGAGUCUCGCCUUCAAACUCCACAUGCCGCGUGGGAUGAGACUUUCCAGAUUUUCUCGGGUUUCGUCAGUCAAUAUUUCAAUGCGAACUAUGAGGAGAUUAUGGCCAACACCGUCGCCAGAGCAUCGGACGCAAAAGCGAAAUAUGCAGCUCGGCAGGACUUUGAGCACAAAGUACAGAGGGCGCUAGAGUCAAAGGACCGCAAUCUGGAGUGGGCUGUAUAUUCAGAGUACAUCGAAUGGGAACUGUUACAGGAUCCUCGUAAAAACAUGUACAGUCCUCAUCUGAUCAAUGCUUUAUAUCAACGAGCUCUACUACGGUUUCCUACCGAUGUGCCGAUGUGGGAGGACUGCGUCAUGUUUCUGAUACAGCCGCCUGUGCCUGUACCUCCUAAUGAGAUUGCACCCGUUCUUCCGACCAUUGAACGUGCGACGAGACAUUGUCCAUGGUCAGGAUCUUUAUGGUCUCAAUGUCUGCUUGUUGCAGAACGCGAGGGUCUUUCGUUCGAUCAAAUCGUAGAGCUCAAGCAUAGAGCUACUAGCACAGGCCUCCUAGAUGCUGGCGGUCUCGAGGAAGUCAUCAAAGUUCACUCGAUGUGGUGCAGUUACCUACGCCGACGUGCAUUCCUACCUGACGCAAUUGACGAAGAUCUCGACGUUGCCGAGGUCGGUAUUCGUUCUGCGAUUGAGAGAGUUCAAGAGCUCGGAGAGAAUAAGUAUGGCAAAUCGUAUCAAGGGGACCCUUACUUUCGUCUGGAGAGGAUUUAUACGCGUUAUCUGAGUGAAAGCGGAAGCUGGGAUAGCGCUCGCGAAUACUACAAAGGCCUUAUAGCGACCCGAGGUAACAGCUAUGAAUUCUGGCUAGACUACUACAACUGGGAAAUCAUGUCUUGGCGAACAUUUGUGGAGCCUGCCAUGACACCGGAAGCUGCUCGAAGGACUCCGGGACCUAGCUAUGCCACAGGUGUGUUGAAGCAAGCCAUCAGACGACCUGAUUUGGAUUGGCCGGAGAAGAUCAUGACCAAGUACAUUGCGCAUUGCGAGGACUACGAGGACGCCGACGAACUUCAGGAAGCUCUAGUUGAGACACAAAAGGCUAUGAAAGCCGUGGCACGGAGACGACAAAAAGAGGCGCUGGAGCGUGCUGCCGCGCAACAAAGCGCUGCAGCGAGCGCAGAAGCAGCUCAAGCAGCAGCAGUGGAACCCAUGGAUACGGAGGAUGAUGCUGUAUCCGCUGUUCCGAAACGCAAACGCGAAGAAGACUCUCUUGAGACUACCGAGACACCUCACAAGAAAGCCCGUCCGGAGACGAUAUCAAACGACCACAAGGAGCCAGCAGAGUUGAAGAGGGACCGCGAGCAUUCCACCGUCAUGGUCAAACGCAUGCCUUCUGACGUUACCGAGUCUCAGAUUCGGCAAUUCUUCCGCGAUUGCGGACCCAUCGUGGACAUUAAAUUUCUGCCCUCUGAGCAUGGUUUUGCAACGUCUGCUGUGGAGUUUGAAACUCCUGAAGACGCAGCCGCCGCUCUUACUCGGGACCAGAAACGAAUUGAUGGCCAAACUGUCGAUGUCGAAAUGGGCAGCGGCUCGACGAUCUAUGUCACGAACUUUCCUCCGACCGCCGACGAAGCAUUUAUCAGGAGUCUGUUUAGCGAGGCUGGAGAAAUUGUUGAAGUUCGCUUCCCGUCUCUCAAGUACAACACACAUCGCCGAUUCUGUUACGUCCAGUUUAAAUCGGCUGAUCAAGCCAUUGCUGCGACUAAACUGAACAACAAUGUUGUCGGCGACGGCCUCAACCUCCAAGUCAAGAUCUCUGAUCCUUCGGCACGCCAAGAUCGUCAAGGGCCAAUGUACGAAGAACGAGAAAUCCACAUUUCGAACAUCCAUUUCGAUGCUCGUGAAAACGACCUGAAGGAGAUUUUCUCAAAGUAUGGCACCAUCGAAACUGUACGAAUUCCGAGCAAAGUGAGCGGCGAGCACCGCGGCUUUGGCUUCAUAGUCUUUUCGAAAAAGGAGGAAGCGACUGCUGCCCUUGCUAUGCACAAACAGGAACUUCGGGGACGGCCAUUACAAGUCAAGAUCUCUCAGCCGGCAUCCGUCAAAAGAGCGGCUACUAUCAUCACCCCCAAAGCACGAUCAGAAUCAGCCGAACCAGGAAGCACAGACUUGGAAAGUCAAAGAGCGGCUGAUGACCGCGCGGCUCGAACGUUGGGAUUGAUGAAUAUUCCUGACACAGUGAACGAUAGUCGCAUCCGAGCAAUUGCCGAACCAUUUGGUCCUCUUGUCAAGAUCGUGCUACGUCCUGAUCGCGAGGGAGCUAUUGUUGAGUUUGUUGAUGUCAAGGCAGCUGGCAAAGCUUCGUUAGAACUGGAAGGACAUGAGAUUGCUCCUGGUCGCCUAAUUCGAGUAGGCACUGCCAACGAUGUGUUGAAACGAAGUGGGUCUUCGGUUUCCGGCCCCGCGAAACUGAAAACUACCAAGACAUUCAUGCCUCAAAUUGGUGGGCCUAUCAAGCGUCCAACACAGCCAGGAACUGGACGUCGGGGUGGAUUAGGCUUCAAGCGAGGUGGAAGUGUGGCCUCAGCUCGCAACGACGAGCAUAAUGAAAAUGCCGAAGGAGCGACAGAGCAAAGGCCGCAGAAAACAAAUGACGAUUUCCGGGCCAUGUUCAGCAAUGGAAAGCAGUAG